Messenger RNA from Knipowitschia caucasica, 822 nucleotides. NCBI's taxonomy places the organism in Eukaryota, Metazoa, Chordata, Actinopteri, Gobiiformes, Gobiidae. The record is from the annotation of a GenBank genome assembly.
AUGCUGCGAACACGACAUUUCCGCCACGCCACGGUGGAGGUGGGUGAGGGUGGAGUCAAGUGUGAGAGAGGAGUCAAGUGUGAGGGAGGAGAGGGUGGAGUCAAGUGUGAGGGUGGAGACAAGUGUGAGGGAGGAGUCAAGUGUGAGGGAGGAGAGGGUGGAGUCAAGUGUGAGGGUGGAGACAAGUGUGAAGGGGGAGUCAAGUGUGAGGGUGGAGUCAAGUGUGAGGGUGGAGACAAGUGUGAAGGGGGAGUCAAGUUCAAGUUUGAGGGUGGAGACAAGUGUGAGGGUGGAGUCAAGUGUGAGGGUGGAGUCAAGUGUGAGGGUGGAGACAAGUGUGAGGGUGGAGACAAGUGUGAGGGUGGAGACAAGUGUGAAGGGGGAGUCAAGUAUGAGGGUGGAGUCAAGUGUGAGGGUGGAGACAAGUGUGAAGGGGGAGUCAAGUGUGAGGGUGGAGACAAGUGUGAGGGUGGAGACAAGUGUGAGGGGGGAGUCAAGUGUGAAGGGGGAGUCAAGUGUGAGGGUGGAGUCAAGUGUGAGGGGGGAGUCAAGUGUGAAGGGGGAGUCAAGUGUGAGGGUGGAGUCAAGUGUGAGGGUGGAGACAAGUGUGAAGGGGGAGUCAAGUGUGAGGGUGGAGACAAGUGUGAGGGUGGAGUCAAGUGUGAGGGUGGAGACAAGUGUGAAGGGGGAGUCAAGUAUGAGGGUGGAGUCAAGUGUGAGGGUGGAGACAAGUGUGAAGGGGGAGUCAAGUGUGAGGGUGGAGACAAGUGUGAGGGUGGAGUCAAGUGUGAGGGUGGAGACAACCCCCACAAAAGUCAAUAA